This is a messenger RNA of Capsaspora owczarzaki ATCC 30864, 3460 nucleotides long. RefSeq lists its product as hypothetical. Gene Ontology annotation, molecular function: DNA binding. The record is from RefSeq and is a predicted model, not a curated record. Gene Ontology annotation, biological process: regulation of cell cycle; regulation of transcription by RNA polymerase II; DNA-templated transcription. Bases 223 to 3279 code for a protein of 1018 amino acids. Lineage: Eukaryota; Filasterea; Ministeriida; Capsasporidae. The transcript has 9 exons. Gene Ontology annotation, cellular component: transcription repressor complex; nucleoplasm.
UUUUUUUUUUUGAUUUUCUUGUGGUCUUACUUUUGCUUUCCGCCUGUCGACGCGCACUGAGGCUCUUGUCGCAUUUGGACCAGCCCAAGCUAUCGCUCAACUGCUUCAGAUUUCGUGCUGAAAGGUCCACUUUUUGCGCCAUCCUCCACGUUUCGACCCACUUCCCCUCACCCUCGUUUCUUUUGGAGCAGCUGGAAAAACCAAUUGCAGGCAACUGCAGACAUGAACCAACUUGGGUCGCGAUGGUCAAACGAUGAGCUGGAAACCUUUUUUGAGCAGUUUCGGAAGCACCACCAAAACUUUGAGCGGAUUGCAAGCCAGCUGCCUGGCAGGACGGUCGCUCAAGUGAGUGCGCUGUACCGGCAGAACAAGUCUGUGCUGAGCUUUGCUACCGAGUUUUCCCAGUUCAAGAUGGUCAUGCAGGACUUUUACGACAACAAUCCCACCGACAUGAGCACGCCGUCCACCACCGCUGCUGCCCCUGCUACUGCUACUGCUGCUGCUCCAUAUGUGUCCCAACGCGGAACUAUCAAUGCUCUCACUCCCGUUAGCAACGGUCGCGCUGGCACGAGCGGGACUCGCGUCGUCCCAGCCCCAAACACGUCCACCGCCAUGCCCACGUACGAAACCCCAGUCUCGAGCGUUGGCAGCGCCCGUGGCACGAGCAGCCCAAGCCAGCGCUUUCAAAACCCACCGUCUAGUAGCUUGUCAUCCAUCCCCACAGCGGGCCCUGCACCAACCGUCCACGAAUUGGAGAUGCGAGGCGCCACUACCCUGCACAACCUGCGCUCGUCACAACGAGAGCUGUUUCCUGCGAGCCCACAGCAUCAGACACCGACACGUCGUGGUGCCGCCCUGGCCCUGGCUGCUGGUGGCAGUCCCGCCCCUCCCCGAAGCGAAGUGAGCGAAGGCAACGACGAUACGUCCAACAGGCGCUCCAGCUCUCGGCUGCGCAAUCGACCAGCCGCUCAACCUGCCGCAAGCAGCAGUAGCAACACGGGCGAGCGUCGCUCUUCUCCCCGCCGGAGAGCCACCAGCAAUGCACGCAACGAUGACGACGAAGACGACGACGAAGAAGACAACGACGACAACGACAACGACAACGACAACACCCAUCAGGGCAACGCUUCAGGCGACGCCUCGUAUGCACCGGCCUUGCACCCCUCGGCUGGCAUGAUGAUGCCUCCCAUGUUUUCAGUGCAGAUGCCCAUGCCACCGAUGAUGCCAUACAUGUCGCCCCGUCCGAUGAUGAUGCCUGCACAGGGCAUGUCCCCAAUGGGCUACCCGUACGGCAUGAUCCCUUAUGCAUCAUCCCCUUCACGCUACUCGAUGCCUUACGGCAUGAUGAUGCCAGGCGGAGGCCAGCCACAGUUUAUGCCCUUCCCGCGACCUGCGUUCCAAGGGUCGCCUGCGGGACCGAUGCCCAUGAACACGAAUGGCAUGGCUCCCGUGACGGUUGCAGCCCAUCCACGCGUGUCUGUCGACGUUAGGGCUGUACCCACCGUCAUGUCCAGCCAGCCCUUGGCAACGGCCGCGGCUGCAUCUCCGGCAGCAGGGCGCUCAGCCUCGCGCACAGACUGGCCAGUCAGUACAACGCCUCGCUCCGCCUCUGCUGCUGCUGCUGCUGCUGCUGUUGCGUCUCCUCGCACGAGUCCUCGCACGAGCCCUCGCACGGUUAAUGCUGCAGCAUCGGCAUCUCCCAAAAUCGUGGCAGCGGCCAAUGUCGCUGCAAAUCGCUCGGGUCGCGCGAGCUCGUCAGCGCCUCGUCGACCCGCUUCGCCUAGCAUUCCUGCCAAGUACGAAACGCUUGGCCGCGACUUGCUAAGUCGCAUUCGUCCGGCGUUGCGCCAGGCCACGGUGCGCCAGCAAGCAAUCUAUGAAUGGUUUUACAGCUCGCUGGACCACGUGCUGCUCCGCCCUGCCAAGAAUGAGUUUGAGCAGUCACUGGAGCGAUUCGGACUUGGCCAUGUCACUCACAUGACGCGUAUUGAGUGGGCAGCCUUCCGACGAAAGAUUGGCAAGCCGCGCCGAUUCUCCGCCGCCUUCAUUGAGGCUGAGCGCAACAUGCUGGAGCGACAGAGGACCAAGAUCCGAGCCAUCCAACAAAUCCAUGUCGCUGAGACUCCUGUGUCGUCCGAGCCUCUUCCGGAAGUUCCCAUCCCGGUCAUGAUUCCUGAAUUAAUUCGAGUCAACGAGCGAGUGACAGUGCGUAUUGCUGAAUAUCCUGAUCGGCUGUUCAACGGAACUGUACUGGCCGUCAACCCAGCCAAAUUCUGCUACCAAAUCAAAUUCGAUAAUCCCGGGAUUGAGCCGCGCUACAUCCCGGAUGUCGACGUCAUGAUGACCGGCCGCGUCCAGCUCAAUAAAGCGUCGUCUAUGGUUCGUGUUCGCAACACGACCAUCGGUGCGCGCUCCCGGAAUCGCAGGCGAGAGACUCUCGCCUUUGCGCCCAAGUCUAUGAACCAAGCUCUCUUCCAUUCUCCUCACAUGGAGCGCAAGAUUGACGACUCGAUCGGCGAGCACGUUUCCGAAGACGAACUCGCUGAAAUCCACAACCCUCACAACUAUGUGCUUGGCGACAUUCAAUACGUUGUCAAGCUGAACAAACUACUUAAAAUCAAGGAAAUUCUCACCAAGUACCUCGUCACGAUGAACCAAAAUGCGCUGCGCUGUGUUGGUGUUUCCGAAACGGGCAUUCCCCCUCAACUCAAGCAAGAGUACGCAUGGGUCAUGCUGCAGUUGCACGACUGCAACAAGGCGAUUGACUCGACGCUCGUUCAGCUCGAGAAUAUCAAGCAGCAGACUGCGGAGCACAAGGACGCUGGCAUGCCAAUCUCCGUCGAGUGCGAUCUGCUUGCAAAGUCGCUCUUUACUGCAUCCUGCAAGAAGAAUUCUUUGCAACGACAGCGCCAAGAAGAGGAGCAAGAACAUCGCGAAAACCUCGGACCUGAUGAAGCGGACGAGGAGGACGACGCAGAGCCUGCAUCGACGAAAAAUGGCGACAGCAACAUGGUGCAACAGCCUCUGCGACCCGCUGCGGCCAACGCGUCCAAAGCGGAAAUCCGUCGGGUGUCCGAGUACGCCACCAAUGCAAUGGGACUGCUUGCCCGAAUCCAAGCGUGCACCCGGCUUCCGCUCACGCGCUCUCAAGUUGAAAAGCUUCUCGAGCCCGCACUCGACUCCCUCCGCCCCACGGAUGCGAGCAACGAAGAGAUUUAUUUGCAAAUCGGCGAAGUUGUCGAGAAGCUGAUUCAACACGUCGCGAUUCCGGACUCUUAAACUAUUACAACCGUCAGGUGGUACCAGCACCGCUGCUACUACCACUACUUCUACUACUUUUACUACUACUACGAAUACUACUACUAACAGCACCCCCGCGUUUCCCAUCAUCGUCAUUUGUGCUGUCGAUGCUUCGGGUUACGUUCAAAAUUGUAUUGAUACACUUCUUCCACACAAUCCA